AUGAAACUAGAAGACUGGCUGGACGACCUCUGCGUCCGCUUUAUCAACAACCUUCCCGAAGCAGACUUGACGUCUAUGGCACGAAUCUGCUUCCUUGUUGAAGAAGCCCACUGGUUCUACGAGGAUUUUAUCCGUCCUCUCGAUACCAGCCUCCCAUCCAUGAACCUGCGCAACUUCUGCCUCGCCAUCUUUCAGCGAUGCCCACUCCUCGCCCCCUUCCCCAUCCAAGAUCACGUCCGCGCGUUCGAAGAAUUUCUCAAGUACAAGACCAGUGUCCCCGUCCGCGGUGCCAUCUUGUUGAACGCAGCGAUGGACCAUGCUCUGCUCGUCAAGGGCUGGAAGAAGGGUGCCAAUUGGAGCUUUCCCAAGGGCAAGAUCAACAUGGACGAGGACGACUUAGACUGUGCCAUCCGCGAGGUGGCCGAGGAGACCGGCUUCGAUGUGCGGGAGGCUGGUUUGGUGCCACCUCCGGAAGAUAUCAAGUUCAUAGAGUCGACGUAUCGCGAUCAACAAUUGCGUCUGUACGUCUUCCGUGACGUGCCCAUGGAUACAUUCUUUGAGCCGAGGACGCGCAAGGAGAUCAGCAAAAUCCAGUGGUACAAGAUAGCCGAUUUGCCAAUCUUCCGGAAAAAGAGCGCCAGCCAGGGCCAAGAUGUCGAUGAUCCGGCGAACGCUCCACAUGCACCAAAGUUCUACAUGGUAUCUCAGUUUGUCGGGCCACUUAAGAAGUGGGUGGCAUACCAGAAGAAGAGGGAUGCAUACCGUGCCGGGCAUACCAACCUCGUACCACAGCCGCCAGUUGCCGACGACGGCCUCACCGAAGAUGAGACCGGUGCACAGUCAGAACCACAGUUCCAGGGCUACCAGACUCAGCCACCGGAGGGGAUUCUCGACAGCGCCUCCAGGGAGCUCCAGCGGCUACUUAAGACGCAGCCCUCUCCUGCAAGCCGGUCUGCAUAUGACGAUACUCUGGCUUCGAUGGAUCCGACCGGCUCGGCCGAUCCGAGCCAAAACAAGGCCAACGCUCUGCUCGCCAUGCUUCAGAAGGGUGGGGAUGACAGAAUGAGUCCAUCUGGAUCUCAAGCGUCACUCAAUCACUCUUAUGGUCAGGCACCACAACCGAAUGCGCCACAUCAACCAAAACACCAGGAACCAUACGGCCCCUACGCAUCUCAUUCGUUUCAGGCACAAGCACAACAGCAGCAGCAGUCGGCACAUCCGCCGCUUCCAUUCCACCAGCAGAUGCCUUCUCUCGACCAGAGCCACGGUCAGGGCAUCUCGGGGGCACAGUACAACCAGUAUGGAGCACCGCAUCCUGACAUGCCGCGGCACCUUCAGUCACGCCAGCCGCAACAGGCGCAGAUGCAGCACCAACCUCAGAAUUACCCGUAUCAUCAGCAACAGCAACAGCAACAGCAACAGCAACAGCAACAUCAAAUACAACAUGCGCAGCAAGCGCAGCAAGCGCCACAGAAUAAUCAGCGACAGUAUGCGCCAAACUAUGCGAACCAGCCGGGACCAUACAUGUUCCCAGGAAACGCAGCUGGGGCGAUCCGACAGCCACAGCUACCACCACAGCUGCGGCCCCCGAUUCCGCUGCUGCACCCCCAGCCAUUGCCACCCACGGUGCAAAAGGGGCUGUUGGCUAGGGAGUCAUUUGCCUCGCCGGAUGUAGGCGAGUCUGGCCGCAAUGCUGCUGGAGGCUAUGCCAAUAUGGCGGCCCCUCUUCCGUCGCAGAAUAUGGCAGCGCAGCGGCCGCCUUUAAGUAACCACGCGGCGAGCCUUCUCAGCGCUUUCAAAUCGCAUAAUGGAGCCCGUCCGGAGUCUGGACCUGGUUCGGGAGGUGCUCCUAUUUGGCAGCAACCGCAACCACCACCGCAGCAGCAGCAGCAGCAACAGUCACCGGUACCAGUGCCCAAUGUACGGCAGCAAUACGGCGAUGGCACACCUGAAGAACACCACCUUUAUGGCUCACGCAUGCAGCCAGCGCCACAGAUGGGGCCGCACCCGGGGCCGCGCCCGCAGCCAGGUCCACAGCAGCAGUAUGGCAAUGGACCGAUGGGUUCUGCCGGCAGCUACGACAACAGCAACAGCCCCAGGAGCGGUUCCAACAGCUUUGGCCGACCGCAGCUGGUUGGGUCGUUCCCUGGAAACCAGUACACGCAGUUUGGGCCCAAUGCCGCAGCCCCACGGCCUGGCCAGCCCAUGGACAACCAUCGAAACGCUCUGCUGGAGGGCGGCAGCGUUGGAUUUGCGCCUCCACCGACGACAUCAUCACGGCGGUCAGACAUGAGCUCCGAUCACAAAACUAAGCUUCUGUCUCUGUUUGGUAUGCCAAAGCUAUCGCCGACGGCGUCUGUGAGCUCUCGGGGCAACUUCGAUCCGCGGUCCAGAGAGGCUGGACCAGGCAGCGCGGGAGGGGGGGUAGGAGGGCCGCUGCCGGUCAACGUAGCGGCCAAUGUAGCAGCAAGUGCAGCUUCGGAAUCGUCGAGACGGGGCAGCGCUGCCCAGACGCCCAUCUCUUCGGCAGACCGGCACUUUCUGUUGGAUUAUCUCGCUUCGGCAACGAAGCUCUAG
Grosmannia clavigera kw1407 is the source of this 2577-nucleotide messenger RNA. RefSeq names its product decapping enzyme. The transcript has 3 exons. Gene Ontology annotation, cellular component: P-body; cytoplasm. The record is from RefSeq and is a predicted model, not a curated record. Gene Ontology annotation, molecular function: RNA binding; 5'-(N(7)-methylguanosine 5'-triphospho)-[mRNA] hydrolase activity; manganese ion binding. NCBI's taxonomy places the organism in Eukaryota, Fungi, Ascomycota, Sordariomycetes, Ophiostomatales, Ophiostomataceae. Bases 1 to 2577 code for a protein of 858 amino acids. Gene Ontology annotation, biological process: deadenylation-dependent decapping of nuclear-transcribed mRNA; nuclear-transcribed mRNA catabolic process, nonsense-mediated decay.